Messenger RNA from Myzus persicae (green peach aphid), 1259 nucleotides. RefSeq lists its product as uncharacterized. The transcript has 2 exons. NCBI's taxonomy places the organism in Eukaryota, Metazoa, Arthropoda, Insecta, Hemiptera, Aphididae. Bases 1 to 1026 code for a protein of 341 amino acids. The record is from RefSeq and is a predicted model, not a curated record. Gene Ontology annotation, molecular function: protein dimerization activity.
AUGUCCAGUAUGUCUGGGUGGGUAGAAAAAUACGAUUGUAUAUUACAGUUCUCUUCAGGACUAGGUUCAAUAAUUGAUGCUUUAGAUGAAAUAUCAGACUGGGAUGAUAUUAGCACCGCAUCUAAGGCAUUUUGUUUAUCUAAAUCAGUAACUACUCCUGAGUUUCUUUUAACGCUAAAUAUUGUUUCUGAAAUGUUUAUAAUAACAUCACCAAUCGCUAAAUUGUUACAAUCUAAAUGUCAAGAUAAAUUAUCAGCUACGACAUUAAUUAAAUCUGUAAUUUCCGUUUUGAAAAAGAAGCGUUUGAACAGUGAUGAAUGUUUCAAUAAAAUAUUUGAAAACACAAAACAAAAGCUAGUCAAUUUAGGACUAUCAGACAUAAAUAUGCCAAGAUUAACAAGCUCGAUGAAAAAUAGAGAAAAUCCUCAAGUAGAAACAGCUGAAAAAUACUAUAAAAUUGUCCUUUUUAUUCCUUUUUUGGAUGAAUUAUUAGCUGAUUUAGAAUCAAGAUUUGACGAAGCUUCACUAUCAGUAUAUGAUCUUGAUGUAGUCCUGCCAAAUAUAAUUGAGAAAAAAGAUAUUUUUAACGAUAAGACUAAAAUAGAAAAUAAGAUUUUAAACGUGGUUAAUCAAUUUGGUGAUGUAGUAUCAAAUUAUUUAAAUAUAUCUCAUGAUAUAUUUGAAAAACGCAUAACUGGAGAAUUAACCCUUUGGCACGAAUAUUGGCUCAACGAAAAGCAACUACCUGUGACUCAUGUUGAUGCUUUAAAACGUUGUGACUACGACUGUUUUCCUGAAAUCAAUAUUCUAUUAAAUAUACUUUUGACAUUACCAGCGACCACUGCAUCAGCAGAACGCAAUUUUUCAUCUCUGAGGCGGAUAAAGACAUGGAUGAGAACAAGAAUUUCGGAAGAUCGAUUGAAUGGACUGGCUUUACUACAUGCUCAUCGUGAUAUAACAAUAAACUCUGAGGAUGUGAUUGAUGUAUUUGCAAAAUCUAAUAGAAGACUUGAUUUUGUAAUUUAAAUUUAGUGACUAUGUACGUUUUUUAUCUUUUUAAUAUUUAUAUUCAUGGCUCAUGUUUUAGUUUUAAGUUCACUAUUUGGAAUUUAUCAAUUGAUUAUAAAGUUGUAUUAACCAUAACUGUUUCGUGUAAGUUAUUUUUGAACACAAAUAUGUGCGCUUGGCCACAUAUUAUAUUUUAUUAGAUAUUUUAUUUUGUAUGUAAAAUAUUCGCCCCCCCCCCCUAAUCUCGGGCU